This is a messenger RNA of Auanema sp. JU1783, 1020 nucleotides long. Lineage: Eukaryota; Metazoa; Nematoda; Chromadorea; Rhabditida; Rhabditidae. The record is from the annotation of a GenBank genome assembly.
AUGUCUCUCGCGUUUAUAGGUAUUGUUGUUGGAGCGGUGGCCAUAUAUUUUCUUUGGCCCAAGGGAGAGUGCAAGACUUCCAAAUCUGAACGGAAAAGAAGUUCCCCUACUAAAAACAUAGCUUCCCCAGUAUCUGCUAACUUAGAGAAUACUCAAAAAUCUACGAGAUCGACGAAGGAUGAUAAUAGUGUUCAAAACUCCAGAAUGAGAAAAGAUCGCAGAUCAAACUUAUUUCAAACAGAAUCCAUUUCUCUUAUUCCGAAAGUUAUUCCGACUCCUCCUGAGAAACCAAUCGUUGCCGUGAUGGAAUCAUCAGUCUUAGAAUCUAAGAAAGCGCCGAGCAACAUGUCUUCGUCAGAACUACAAUUGCCUCCAAGAAAUGUCGAGAUCUCCAGAAUAAAUUAUGAGGAUGACGCACCAACAGCUCGAGAAAUUUCGACUCCUACAUCAGAAGCGAGCAUUCCUAAAACCGCAAACGAAAUUUCGGAAACACCUCAGAAAACCAAGAUACCUACUCUUGGAGGAGUCGAAAUCAGCCCACUCGUCAUUCCUAAAAAAACUGAAUUGGAUGGUAAUAGUACGAGAACAGCCAAUCCUAUGGAAGAGAAGGAAAACAAAAUGCAAACGCCAAAGAUGAGCACUCCACCAAAAAAAAUUGAAACUCCAAGCAAACAAACCCAAAAAAUUGAAAAACCAAAAGUGACCCCAACAAAAUCUGAUAAACCCUCAGUAGCAAAAGAAGAGCCGAAAAAGAGCAAUGCGGCUAAGCCGACUCCAACUGUACCAGCUGCAGCUGCCCCUGCUACACCAUCUAAGAACAGCAGCAUUCGCAAUGAAAUCAAAAAGGCAGGCGAAAACGAGAAGUCAGGUCGAAAGGAUAAAAAAGAUAAAUCCAGUCGUCAAGAUAAAAACGAGAAAAAGAGCAAAAAAGAAAAAUCCUCAACAAACUCGGAUAGAAAGAAAGACAAGAAAAGCAAAAAGUCAUCAUCAAAACAACCUAAAAGUGGAGAUGGAGCCUAG